Capsicum annuum is the source of this 784-nucleotide messenger RNA. RefSeq lists its product as uncharacterized. The record is from RefSeq and is a predicted model, not a curated record. The transcript has 9 exons. Lineage: Eukaryota; Viridiplantae; Streptophyta; Magnoliopsida; Solanales; Solanaceae. The coding region runs from base 125 to 634 and encodes 169 amino acids.
UAUUGCCCCAUAUGUAUUUGUUCUAUGAAAAAUAUUAGUGCUUUUAUAGAUUAGCCAUUGUUCUCUUUGUUUAGGCUUUUAUUGAAGGAAGAGUGAUCGAGCAUUAUAUAAUUAAAUUUGUUCAAUGUCUCAAAGUAACAAUGUUUCUGAAAAUCAGAAUCAGGAGGCUUCGCAGAAUUCUAUUAACCAUGACUUUGGCCAAUCCAGCAUCCAACAGACAAAUGAACAUCAUCAGAUUCAAUACACAUAUGGUCAAGUCCAUCCAAAUCAGUUUGUGUUGAAUCAUUAUGGCAUGUAUUCUGCCUCAAGGCCUAUGUCUAGUCCUGUUCCAGAACCCUCAUUCGCUAUGGGCCAAAAUUUACCUCCAGAGGGAUACAAUAUCAACUCGAAUAGCGUUGUCAUUCCUUCAAUAGUACAAAACGCGAGAGCUCGUGCAUCCAGGACAGAAGUCAUUGAGAGAGGACACAUAGAGGCAAAUCACCAACAUCCAAAUGCUCCAUUAAGUACCAUGGAGGGAGAACAACAGAGAACUCUAUAUGAUCCAAUCUAUGCUGAAAAUGGUCUACCCGUGGAUCCUUUCUUACGUCAAAUGAUGUUGAAUCCAGGUUUUGGCAAUACUAAAGGUAACAAGUAAGGAACAAACUGAGCUGGCUAGAAGUCUGAAGAUUUUUAUUAUAAAAUGUAGAAUAAAUGUUGACUUAUGAUGAAUUUUUUAUAUUAGAUUUUAUUAGUUAAUUUAAUUUCCGUAAGUGAAUGAAGAGUUGAGGUUAAGCAGAAAUUACAA